Molecule: messenger RNA, 2459 nt
Organism: Vicugna pacos (alpaca)
Lineage: Eukaryota; Metazoa; Chordata; Mammalia; Artiodactyla; Camelidae
Source: RefSeq, a predicted model, not a curated record
AUGUCGGAUCUUCGGCUCACAUAUAAGAAAGACUGUAUUUUAGGGGUUGGCGGCUGGCAGAGAGCUGAGGCCCUGCUUAAACUUUGGAACAAAUAUCGAAUUUCCAACAUUCCAUCACUAAUAUUCUUAGACGCCACCACGGGGAAGGUCGUGUGCAGGAAUGGGCUGCUGGUGAUCCGUGAUGACCCGGAAGGUUUGGAAUUCCCUUGGGGACCUAAACCCUUCAGGGAAGUCAUUGCAGGGCCCUUACUUCGAAAUAAUGGGCAGUCCCUGGAGAGCAGCAGCCUGGAGGGGUCUCACGUGGGAGUCUAUUUCUCCGCACACUGGUGUCCGCCCUGCCGAAGCCUCACCCGGGUCCUGGUGGAGUCCUACCGGAAGAUCAAGGAGGCCGGCCAGAAAUUCGAGAUCAUCUUUGUUAGUGCGGACAGGUCAGAGGACUCCUUCAAACAGUACUUCAGCGAGAUGCCGUGGCUCGCCGUCCCCUACACCGACGAGGCCCGGCGGUCGCGCCUCAACCGUCUGUACGGAAUCCAAGGCAUCCCCACCCUCAUAGUGCUGGACCCGCAGGGCGAGGUGAUCACGCGGCAGGGGCGGGUGGAGGUGCUGAACGAUGAGGACUGCAGAGGCUUCCCAUGGCACCCCAAGCCCGUGCUGGAGCUCUCCGACUCCAACGCUGUGCAGCUCAACGAGGGCCCCUGCCUUGUCCUUUUUGUAGAUUCUGAGGAUGACGGGGAGUCUGAGGCGGCCAAGCAGCUGAUCCAGCCAAUAGCUGAGAAAAUCAUUGCCAAGUACAAAGCCAAAGAGGAGGAGGCGCCGCUCCUGUUCUUUGUGGCGGGGGAGGAUGACAUGACCGACUCCCUGCGAGAUUAUACCAACCUGCCCGAGGCUGCCCCUUUGCUCACCAUUCUGGACAUGUCAGCCCGGGCCAAGUACGUGAUGGACGUGGAGGAGAUCACCCCCGCCAUUGUGGAGGCCUUUGUGAAUGACUUCCUAGCAGAAAAGCUCAAACCAGAGCCCAUCUAGUGGGGCUCUGGCUUCCCAGGACGUUAUUUAAAACUCAGUCUCCUCCUCCCCCCCCCUUCCCUCCACCCUUGGACUUUUCCAGCGUGUCCCAAAUCACACAACUCAAGUGUCCAACCUCUCUGUGGUGCCUUGUUUUCUGCAUUAACUCCUCAGCUAGCACCCUGGGUGCGCAUCCUCUCAGCAACAGAAGAACCCACCGUGCCUGGAGACUCUGCUGGGGAUUCACGGGGCUGGCACACCCGGCCAGAGCAGGGACUGGAGUGCACUCUCAGCUGCGGGCUCUUGGGGAGCUGUGUGCCGGGUGUCCUCUGCCGAGCGGGCACCACGGGACAGAGCACCGGAGCUCUGGCUCUGCCUCAGGUGGCAGCACACACGCACAGAGCCCGAGAUGGCUCAGACACACGUAGGUGCAGGUGGAGCAGAGAGGAGCUGCGGCAGCCCCAGCUUUGAGCUGCUGGUGAGAACAUCCCUUCCUCAGUGACUUGGUCUGAGAGAGAAAGCCAGCUUGUCAGUUGGUUCUUGGGCAGGGGGUCUCCAGCUCUCAAAGGAAGCUUGUGUUCAUUUCUGGUGAGAACUAAGAGUAGCUACAGUAAUGAUCCAUGUAGUAAUUGCUUACUUGGAUGGGGCGCCUAGCAUGUGAUAAGAAAGAGCUGCUUAUUUCUUCCUUCUAGCUCUUUCUUCCUUAAUCUUGACCUUCUCCCAGUUUCUGCCUCCUCAGAUGAACAGCCCCUACUAUCUUGGAAUUUUGUUAAUAAAUUCUUCCCCGUGGACAUCUUCCCAAGAAGAUGCAGUGGCCCUGCGUUCCAAGGGGAGCACCACUCACCAGCGCAGGCCUGACUCAGCCCUACUCUGGGCCCGGGCCAUGGGAGCUCUGCUGAGGUGCCUGUGCCCACUCGGGGUCACCCCUGCGUUCCCUCUUCUUUUCAAAGCAGAACUAAAGAGAGACAAGAAAUUACCGGAAGCCUAGCUUUUCCUAAGAACCUGAGAAAGAGCUGUGCCCUAAGGUAGGAGUAAAGGCAGAGGAAAUGUCAGCUAAAACUAGGCCCUGGACCCACCCUGCAAGGCCUGGCUUGGCUCCUUGCUUAGGCUGAAUUGACCUCAAAAGGAAAAUAACAGUUGUGCCCUUAGGAUUUGAGAUGGAGGGCUUCACCUAGGGAUUCACAGGGUUUCAGCCUAUCUCAGCCAUGUGUCAGGGUCUUUAAAACAAUCUCAGGCCUUGCCCUUGGCUCCACUCAAAGUAUCCUGCCAACCAAGACCAUUGAUUUGGAAAACCCAGCCCCCAGAUUAGCUGUUGACACGGUCGCUCCUUGCCGAACUGGAUUGUUGAUCUGUAGUUCAGAGGUACAAAAUUAGUUGAUAAUUAGACUGUUACUUGAUGUCACCAGCCUGAAAUGCAAUCACCUAGUGAGAAAUAAAACAGGCAUCUCUGGACGUUA